Messenger RNA from Fukomys damarensis (Damara mole-rat), 3539 nucleotides. RefSeq names its product chromosome unknown C16orf74 homolog (gene Clmb). Lineage: Eukaryota; Metazoa; Chordata; Mammalia; Rodentia; Bathyergidae. The coding region runs from base 1896 to 2279 and encodes 127 amino acids. The record is from RefSeq and is a predicted model, not a curated record. The transcript has 4 exons.
GUCAGGCAGUCAAUUCUUAUAAUUCCCUGUCCAUGUCACCAGAGGGGAUCCUGUUGACCAUUUGGCAAUAGGGAGACUCAUGCCCAGGUGCAAGAAAGAACUUGUUCAGCUUCAAACUGCUAUACAGUAAUUAGCAGUUCACGUUCUGGGGGCUUAAACCAAGCCAAGUCUGUGUGGGAGGAAGGUUUUCACAUUCUGCAGACUCUGCCAGCAGCGCUGAUGGCCCCGGGGGCCCUCCCACUCUGUUUUCUGGUUACAAAGGUGGCAAAUCCAGGGCACCAUGCGUGGGUCAAGCCACAGCCUCCUCUCCAGUCCCGGGGGACCCAUACCCCACGGCCCCACCCUGCUUGCAGAGUGGGGUGCUGCUGACCACCUUUUCAAUGUUGUCAGGGCUCAAAGGGUUGUUUUCUGUGUGGAACCAGACCAGGACGGAUCACUGAAGACAGCAGCUCGGGCCAGGGAGUCUGAGGUGGAGAUGCAGGGCCGAUGCCUGUGUCUUCCAGUUCAGAUGAAGGCUUGGCUUUGGCUUCCGUUCCCAUGGCCUCCUGUCACCCAGGCGCCUCUCCAGGGUGGACACAACCCACGUUCCCACAGGAGUGAAUGGGCUCCCAACCCUGCCUGUGAUCCACAGGCGGCGCGGGAACCCAGUCUGCCAAGGGUGCCCCAGUCUAGCACAGUGCCCUUCCAGGGCUGGCGACGGUGGUGAUGUUGGCCUGUGCCUGUUGUAGAGGUGACGACACGGAGCCCCACACCGUCAAGUCGGGACUCAGGAUGGGCUGGCCCGCUUCAGCCCUCAGCUCCUCUGGGCCUGCUGUCCCUGUCCUCACAGCCAUGGAGUUACGCCUCACGGGGUGGGGGAUGGGGCUUCUGGCAGCAUCUGGAGAUGCUGGCGUCCGUGUGGGGGACACCUGGACCCCGAUGCCACGUCUGCCUUGCCUGGGGUCACCUGGACCCAGGGAUGCUUCUGGUCCUGGUCCCUACACUCUCACGUCUCCUCGCCCUGGUGUGAGAGGUGUUCUUCGCAUCCCGGGACACCUUGGGGACCAGCCGUUCCCCUUGGGACAGCUCUCCAGGAGGCCGUGCUGCCCAGCACAGAGCCCUACUCAGACAGUGGGAGCAGAGGUGGUGUGGGAGAGGGGCUCAGGGGGUCCACGUCUGCACUGUGUUCUGCCACUCAGCUCUGCCUCUUCUCACCCUUUCACUUGUCUUCCUCUUCCUUUCCCCUCUCUGUCUUCCUUCCUUUCUUUUUUUUUUAGGCAGCAGGUCUCUCUCUCUAGCAGGUAAUCCAGGCCAGCCUCAAGUUUGAGAUCCUCCCGCCUCAGCCUCCUGAGUGCUGGGAUUAUGGGUGUGCACCACCACACCCCACCAUGUCUAGCCCUUAAUUUUUGAAGUGGUUUCCAACUCAGAAAAGUUGCAGGAAUCUGAAGCCCCCUGCUCACCCUUCAUCCAAGAUGAACAGGCAGCCUGCUGCCCCCACCACACACACACACACACACACGGACCACCAUUUACCUGCUGAACCACUGGAGAGUUACAUGGCAGGGUUACUGGGCGCUGACCACAGACAUAUCAGGAUGUCUGAAGACCUCAGGACUUCAGGACCGUCCCAGAUGAAACACAACAGUGAUUUUGACCCCAUGUGUCCCCAGGAGUCAGCACUGCUUUGGCCAGUUGGUUACCUUCUGGACAGACGUAAAUGUGCAGCAAACUCCACCUUCUGGCUCGGGGAAACCCUCCGCCUGGCUCGCUGGCUGUUGCUCCUGAGCUGUUGAACCAUGGGGUCCAGAACCGGUGGCCUGUGAGGCCUGCAGCGCUGGGCCUCAGCUCUGUUGCUGGGCUGAAGCCAGCUUUCCUCUUCCAGAGCUCAUGCAUGGCAGGCCCGCAGCGGCGCCAACAUGGGGCUUAAGCUGUCCUGCCUGAAAGGCUUCAAGACGUGCGUCAGCACCAGCGGCAGCCACGAUGAGGCCCCUGUGCUGAGCGGCAAGCACCUGGAUGUGCCCAACAUUGUCAUCACACCCCCGACGCCCACGGGCACCGUGCUGCCCAGGGACUGCAGGUGCGCAGCUGCUUCAGAGGGAACCGCCCUUCCGGCCGCAGAGGACACAGGACACUCACCAGACGUCCAGGGCCGGCCUCACAGGCUGCGCUCGGUUUCCUGUCCUGUCCUUGCACCCCGAUCCGCGCCGGGCCCUGAGGAUGCAACGCUGUCCGCACCUGCAGCCAGAGGGAAGUGUGCUCUGCAGUCUCAGCUGUCGCCUCUGCCUGCAAUGGCGGCGUAGCCCCAGGGUGGUGCUGCCCACCCUGCACCUAGCUGUCCUCUCCCAGCUGUACCCUCUCCGCCCUCCAAGGACCUCCGCUGGGACCCUUUGGCUCCUGGCUCCUGCACCCUGGCCACCUUGGUCUCCAGGUUGCCAUGGAGGCAGCACCUGCAGGUGAUGUCACUGCCAGCUGAGCCCCGUGGGACCACCCGGGGACAGCAGCCACCAACCCCGGGCGCUGCUGGGCCACGCUGGCUGCUGCUCCUGGGUCCACCCGCGGGUUCGCCUUUCCUCCCCUCGCACUUGGUGUAAACGGAGACACGCGUUCCCGCUUCGGUCUGGGGCUGCUGGGGCUGGGCGCACAGGCCGAGGGGUCCCCGUCUCCCAGCUCUGCUCAGCUGCCUGCCCUUCUCAUCGCACUCCGAGCCCAGGCUUUUAGUGCCCAUGGCAACAGGCCCCGGCUCGCUGGCGGCGGCGGCGGCGGCCUGCGGGGCUGCACAGCCAGAUUUCCCUGCCUGGCUUCCUGGGGGCGAGCUGAGCGAGAGUCCUGGCCGGGCUUCUACCCCACAGCUGCACGUCCAGACUCCUGCAGCCAGAGGUGGCGCCCCUCAGGAGGACCCUGCCCAGUCCCCACACCCAGCGCGGCUCCCGAAGGCCCUGCGUGCUCCUGCGUGGGUGGGAUGAGAGCCCUGGCGCCCCUCUCAGGAGCCAGGAGAUGAGGGCAGAGCGAGGGCCAUCUGGAACGCCUUUGUGCGUGUGACGGCGGCCUCCCUGAGCCUUCCCUCCGCCUGUAACGUGGGCCGCACAGGGCACACAGACGCCGAGGUAGGCAGCCCCCGCCUCUCUGGGCCUCGGUUCCCAUUUAAUGAGCUCACCGAGCUCUGGAGCCCCACGGAUGGAUGCACGAUAGUCGGAGCCUGCAGCAUCCUCACUCCUCGAAGCCCCAUGUCAGCGCCACCGGGGAUCAAGCCCACGACACCCAAAAGCCUUGGGCAACACUUCCUGUCCACACCAUGACGCACGUCUCAGUGGGGAUGGGGUCCCAACUUAAGUCCUGAGUCAUGAGUCUGCAGUACUUUUCUCUUUGUGUGUGUGAGAGAGAUACUGGGGAUUGAACCAGGGGCUGCAUCCCAGCCAUAAUUGUUGUUAUUGUGAGACAGGGUCUUACUAAAUUGCCCAGGCUGGACUCCAACUUGUGUCCUCCUGCCUCAGCCUCCUGAGUUUCUUUCUUUCUGACCUUUCUUUCUUUCAUGUGUUUGUGGUGCUGAGAUGGAAUGCAGG